Molecule: messenger RNA, 1080 nt
Organism: Colletotrichum graminicola M1.001
Lineage: Eukaryota; Fungi; Ascomycota; Sordariomycetes; Glomerellales; Glomerellaceae
Exons: 3
Coding region: 1-1080 (359 amino acids)
Biological process (GO): positive regulation of transcription by RNA polymerase II
Cellular component (GO): nucleus
Molecular function (GO): transcription cis-regulatory region binding; DNA-binding transcription factor activity
Source: RefSeq, a predicted model, not a curated record
AUGGUUAUUUCCCGCCUUUACGUCCUUCUUUACCGCGGUUCACAUCUGGAUUAUCCGCAACUGAGCAUGAUCUUUUCCAUUAUUUAUCGACAUGGGCCUGGAAUGCGGGGUGAGGAGCUAAAGCUAUCUGCUAUUCGUGCUCUUGCUGCUUCAGCCUCUCAGGGAAUCGAAUCGCAGAGUGCCAUUCAGCAUGUUGCAGCAGUAAUGGUUCUUUGUUUGUUUGAGAGUCAGCAAAACUCGACGGCUUCUGAUCAGUGGCUCUGUUAUCUCCGGGCUGCAGGAAAGGUGAUUGAAAGCGUCUCACUCGAAAGCUUUGGUAGGGCGACAGACGGCCCAAUUUUGCUGGAGUGGGUUUACUACCACGAAGUGAUGGCUCGAUUCAGCCUACGUCACUGGCGACAACAUCAUCCUGGAGUAUCAAGCUGCCAAUAUGAUACAGACUCGCCAUCUUAUUUAGCAGCGGAGAGAGCGCGGUGGAAUUCUGCGACUACGCUUAUCCAGUGGCAGGGAUCCAUCGUCCACAACACAAUAUUCGCACCUCUUCGUCUUUUGUCUAGAGUAGUGUCCGAGGUCUUACCAUCUGGAGAUCCCAAUUCCCGCAAAGAGGCAUACAAGACCAAGGUCGCGCAUCUCAAACAAGAGAUUAGGAAUCUCGAGAUACCAACGCCGGCGGACCCAGCCAUACAAAGUGUCGCUGCUAGGGCCGAAGUUUUCCGGAUUACGACGCUCGUUUAUUUAAGCCGCUCCACCGAUCAUGGCCUAUCACGUUCUUCAGGGUUAGAGCUGCUUGUCGAUAAAGGACUUUCCCUCAUGAAGUACGUGGGCUGUUGCGAGAGACCGCUACCUCUACUCAUCCUCGGCUGCGAAGCGCGCACAGACAUUGAGAGGCUUCGAGUUCUAGAUCUUGUACCCGCCCCAGACAGUAGGAGUCCCUGGCGAAGGCAUCACUUCAUGACACUCUUACUGCCAGCAUUGUGGAUACAGAACGACCUUGAUGUUGAAAGCAAUGUCAAGCUUGACUACACGGAGAAGCUUUCGGCUGUCUUUAACGCUAGCGAGUUUCCUCCUCAAUUUCAUUGA